UUCUCAACAACUAACAACCCCCACAAACACUCACAAACACAACACACUCUCGCGAACAUGGACUUCCUCAAGAACGCUGUCGGCGGUGACAACAACAAUGAGAACCAGAACCAAGGCCAGCAGCAGCAGGGCGGCAACUCCAACGAGCAGCAGCAGGGCGGCGGCGGCUUCCUCGACGGCAUCACCAACAAGCUCAACGGCGCCGCUGGUGGAGGCAAGGAGAGCGAGAAGAACGAGGACUACCUGGACAAGGGUGUCGACUUCGUCCAGGAGAAGUUCAUGGGACAGGGAGCGCAGGACAACGAGAGCGCCGUCGAGCAGGCCAAGGACGAGCAGAUCUCCGACUUCAUUCGCGGACAGUACAAGAGCAAGACGGGCAGUGACAUUCCGAUUGAGGACAAGGCCACAGCUCUUGACAGGUCGACUGACUAGGACCUGGAAGCCGCCAUCGAGCGUCCACCUCCACUCAAAGAGUACACGACAUUGAGAGCUGCGGUGCUUAUAAUCUUGGCGGUCUGGAAUGUUUGGGAUAUUCAUUACAACCGCACCCAUGGUCUCUGUUGCUAAAUUACGGCUGGG
Zymoseptoria tritici IPO323 is the source of this 579-nucleotide messenger RNA. RefSeq lists its product as uncharacterized. NCBI's taxonomy places the organism in Eukaryota, Fungi, Ascomycota, Dothideomycetes, Mycosphaerellales, Mycosphaerellaceae. The record is from RefSeq and is a predicted model, not a curated record. Bases 58 to 432 code for a protein of 124 amino acids. The transcript has 3 exons.